GCCCACCUGUGCCCAGCAGAUCACCCACCUGUGCCCAGCAGUGCACCUACCUGUGCCCAGCAGUGCACCCACCUGUUGCCACCUACCUGUGCCCAGAAGUGCCACCCACCUGUGCCCACCAGUGCCACCCACCUGUGCCCACACCUGUGCCCACCCACCAGUACUGCCCACCAGUGCCACCCACCAGUGCAGUCCAGCAGUGCUGCCAGUCAGUGCCACCAGUCAGUGCCCAGGGGUUGUGCCAGUCAGUGCUGCCAGUCAGUGCCCAGCAGUGAUGCCAGUCAGUGCCGUCUAUCAGUACCCAUCAUCAGUGUCACCUAUCAGUGCCGCCUAUCAGUG
Molecule: messenger RNA, 339 nt
Organism: Staurois parvus
Lineage: Eukaryota; Metazoa; Chordata; Amphibia; Anura; Ranidae
Source: the annotation of a GenBank genome assembly